This is a messenger RNA of Brugia pahangi, 327 nucleotides long. The record is from the annotation of a GenBank genome assembly. NCBI's taxonomy places the organism in Eukaryota, Metazoa, Nematoda, Chromadorea, Rhabditida, Onchocercidae.
AUGUAUGAUACUCAGACCGUUAAUACAAUUCAUGGAUGUAUGAUACUCAGACAGUUAACACAAUUCAUGGAUGUGUGUUACUCAGACCGUUAUCGCAAUUCAUGGAUGUAUAAUGCUGAGAGCGUUAAUUACAAUUCAUGGAUGUAUGAUACUCAGAGCGUUAAUUACAAUUCAUGGAUGUAUAAUGCUGAGAGCGUUAAUUACAAUUCAUGGAUGUAUGAUUUUCAGACCGUUAAUACAAUUCAUGGAUGUAUGAUCUCUCAGACCGUUAACACAAUUCAUGGAUGUGUGUUACUCAGACCGUUAACACAAUUCAUGGAUGUGUAA